Messenger RNA from Thermothielavioides terrestris NRRL 8126, 1812 nucleotides. RefSeq lists its product as uncharacterized. The transcript has a single exon. NCBI's taxonomy places the organism in Eukaryota, Fungi, Ascomycota, Sordariomycetes, Sordariales, Chaetomiaceae. The record is from RefSeq and is a predicted model, not a curated record. Gene Ontology annotation, molecular function: prenyltransferase activity. The coding region runs from base 421 to 1695 and encodes 424 amino acids. Gene Ontology annotation, biological process: isoprenoid biosynthetic process.
CGCAGAUGGCAGCUCGAGCUGUCUCGGCCAUAUCCGCACGGAAUACACCACUCCAACCGACCAAACAAACGCAACCGGCAAUCAUGGGCGCCGCUCGGCUGGACAUCCGGGCGUUGCACCAGAGCCGCGGCCAGCUAUACUACCUGCCUCUUGAAGGCAUAACCAUCAAUUGCUGACUCGUUGGAGGGGUAUCCGUGUAGCCUACUGCGCGAGAGCUGCCAUCGCUGGAGCCUUGAGCGCGGCGCAUGUCGUCACUUGCAUCCAACGCCCGGCCGCGACCCCACCGCACCACCGAAUCGAGCUUCGCAACCACCGCGGCAAAAGAGGACCGUUGCUUUCCCAGGCAACCACUCCAGAGUCCCUCGACUUCUUACUUACAUGUUACAUUUCCGGCGGCCAUCCCACAAAAACCAACCUGCCAUGGCCGCUCCGCCGACCGCGACCUCAUCCUCCUCCGCGCCCCCGACAGGCCCAGGCUCAGGCUCAGGCUCGGCCCCCGCCCCCAACAACGCCUUCCUACAGUCGCCCGCCGCGAUUCCGCCGCGCACCUCGUCCACCUACUCUACCGCAGCAGCGCCGCCACCAGGAGCAGCAGCAGCCCUUCGGAGCGUCCCCGAGAACGACUGGCCGUCCGCUCCCACCUCCGCUGCGGCCAACCACCACCACAAGCGCCAGCGAAGCCGCAAAGCCUCGGGUGGCGCAACGAGUUUUCCCUCAGCAGCCAUGUCAGGUACCUCGCAGACCCCGCCCGACCCGAACCGCUUUGCGACCGAGGACUUCUUCCUCAACAGCGCGCGGCGGCCGUGGUCCGAGGAGAAGGACCGGGUGCUCCGGGCGCCGUUCGACUACCUCAACCAACACCCGGGCAAGGACUUCCGCACCGCCCUGGUCAAGGCCUUCGAUGCCUGGCUGGAGGUGCCGCCCGAGAGCCUCGAGGUGAUCACGCGGGUCGUCAGCAUGCUGCACACGGCGUCGCUGCUCGUCGACGACGUCGAGGACAACAGCCAGCUGCGCCGCGGCUUCCCCGUCGCCCACAACAUCUUCGGCAUCCCGCAGACCAUCAACUCGUCCAACUACGUCUACUUCUGCGCCCUGCAGGAGCUGCAGAAGCUGCGCAACCCCAAGGCCGUGUCCAUCUUCGCCGAGGAGCUCAUCAACCUGCACCGCGGCCAGGGCAUGGACCUCUUCUGGCGCGACACGCUGACCUGCCCGACCGAGGACGACUACCUCGAGAUGGUCAGCAACAAGACGGGCGGGCUCUUCCGCCUGGGCAUCAAGCUGAUGCAGGCCGAGUCGCGCAGCCUGGUCGACUGCGUGCCGCUGGUCAACGCGAUCGGGCUGAUCUUCCAGAUCGCCGACGACUACCACAACCUGUUCAACCGCCAGUACGCCGCCAACAAGGGCAUGUGCGAGGACCUGACCGAGGGCAAGUUCAGCUUCCCCGUCAUCCACAGCAUCCGCUCCCGCCCCGGCGACCUGCAGCUGCUCAACAUCCUGCGCCAGAAGACCGAGAACGAGGAGGUCAAGCGCUACGCCGUCGCCUACAUGGAGAGCACCGGCAGCUUCGAGUACACCCGCCGCGUCCUGGACGUGCUGAUCGCGCGCGCCCGCCGCAUGGCCGACGAGGUCGACGACGGCCGCGGCAAGGCCCAGGGCGUCCACGAAAUCUUGGACCGCAUGGUCAUCAAGGAGUAGGAGACCUUUUUUUUUUUUCUUUCGGAUAGUGUGUAGUUACUUGUACGAGUUAGGUCUGCAGGUGUGUUUUGCCGGAAAUAUACCCCUGUUUGCUCUUGAUUACUUCUAGAGACUGCC